Ornithodoros turicata is the source of this 3718-nucleotide messenger RNA. RefSeq names its product ATP-dependent RNA helicase DHX8-like (gene pea). Bases 156 to 3656 code for a protein of 1166 amino acids. Gene Ontology annotation, biological process: mRNA splicing, via spliceosome; spliceosomal complex disassembly. Gene Ontology annotation, cellular component: catalytic step 2 spliceosome; intracellular anatomical structure. Gene Ontology annotation, molecular function: RNA binding; ATP binding; RNA helicase activity. The transcript is spliced from 25 exons. The record is from RefSeq and is a predicted model, not a curated record. Lineage: Eukaryota; Metazoa; Arthropoda; Arachnida; Ixodida; Argasidae.
CGAAACGCUGUGUUUACGAAACAACACAAGCUGCACCGUGUUUCGUGUUUCUGUAGAUACUUCACGAUUUUGAGAUGAUCUGAACCGUUCUGCACUGCAAGUGUUUGACGACGGAUUUUGACUUUGAAGUUGACUUUCUUGGAAUAUUUUUCACGAUGAAUGAAAUUGACAAGCUCGAGUAUUUGUCCCUCGUGUCAAAGAUCUGUACAGAACUGGAUAAUCAUUUGGGAAUAAGUGACAAAGAUAUGGCCGAAUUCAUUAUAGACCUAGCGGACAAGACUGGAACCUUUGAGUCUUUCAAAAAAGCCCUCAUAGAAAAUGAAGCAGAAUUCUCGGAUUCCUUCAUUGCCAACCUCCUGCGUAUCAUACAACACAUGAGGCCCAAAAAGGCGUCGAUCAUCACUGCUUCGGACGACAAGCCAAAGACAGAGCUGGAGAAGAAGCGGGAAAGGUUCCCUUGCUUGGCAAUUCCAAACGACCCCAAUGUCCAUAAGCUGUUGGAAGAAGACGUAAAAGUUGCCGUAGAUGCUCUGGCUGAGCUUGAAGCUCUGGCACCAGGCUCGAGAAAGAAGGAAGCAGAAGAGUCAAAAAGUACAAAGUCCAGGAGCAGACACCACAAGGAAAAGCGCAGAAGAUCGCGCUCGAGGUCCCGCAGUCCAUCUCGGCGACCCUCGUCUAGAUCUCGUUCACGGAGCCCCUCAAGACGAUCGUCCAGACGGAGAUCUCGCAGCCCUUACUCUCGGCGCUACUCUGGGGGGCACAGGUCACGCAGCCCGGAAAAGCAGAGCAGUAGAAGGGCUCCGACUGAGCCUGUGGUGGGUCAGAUUUACCAAGGCAAGGUGACCAACAUAAUGCAGUUUGGCUGCUUUGUCCAACUGGAAGGUCUACACAGGAGAUGGGAGGGCUUAGUACAUAUCUCUCAGCUACGAAGAGAAGGCCGCAUCACCAACGUCGGGGACGUGGUAUCCAGGGGUCAGCGUGUGAGGGUCAAGGUGCUCUCCUUCACUGGUCAGAAGACCAGCCUCUCCAUGAAGGACGUUGAUCAAGACACCGGAGAAGACUUGAAUCCCGUGCGAGAGUUGGGACGCAAUCCGGAUCGGCCGUGCUCCUUGCCGCUGGUGACAAAGCCAGAUGAUGACGACGUUGACAAUCGUCGCCGCGUGCAGCGGAUAUCGAGCCCAGAGAAGUGGGAGAUCAAGCAGAUGCUGUCAGCAAAUUGUAUCGAUAAAUCGGAGCUGCCAGAUUUUGACGACACGACGGGUCUGCUUCCGAAAGACGAAGAUGAUGAGGAAGACUUGGAGAUUGAACUUGUGGAGGAGGAACCACCAUUUUUGAGAGGUCAUGGCAGGUCCAACUUGCAGGACCUGAGUCCUGUGAGGAUAGUAAAGAACCCAGAUGGUUCCUUGGCACAAGCGGCCAUGAUGCAGUCAGCACUAGCGAAAGAGAGGCGAGAACAGAAACAGCAACAGAGAGAAGCCGAAAUGGAUUCAAUACCAGCGGGGCUUAAUAAACACUGGAUUGAUCCCAUGCCUGACGUUGAGGGACGCACGCUGGCUGCCAACAUGCGUGGCAUUGGCAUGAUGGCCCAAGAACUACCCGAGUGGAAGAAGCACGUGACAGGUGGAGCAAAGGCCUCUUACGGGAAGAAGACACAGAUGACAAUUCUAGAGCAGAGGCAGUCCUUACCUAUCUACAAGCUCAAGGAUGAGCUGGUCAAGGCUGUGACAGACAACCAGAUCCUAAUAGUCAUUGGAGAAACGGGAUCGGGAAAGACGACCCAGAUCACGCAGUACUUGGCUGAGGCAGGAUUCACGGCCAGAGGGAAGAUCGGGUGCACCCAGCCGCGUCGAGUGGCAGCAAUGUCCGUGGCCAAACGUGUCGCCGAGGAGUUCGGAUGUCGUUUGGGCCAGGAGGUGGGCUACACAAUCCGUUUCGAAGACUGUACCAGCUCGGAGACCCUCAUCAAGUACAUGACGGACGGUAUGCUGCUGCGAGAGUGCCUUGUCGACCUCGACCUGACAUCCUAUUCAGUCAUCAUGUUGGAUGAGGCACAUGAACGUACCAUCCACACCGAUGUUCUCUUUGGCCUGCUCAAGAAUGCAGUGAAAACUCGGCCAGCGCUGAAGCUGAUCGUGACUUCAGCGACAUUGGACGCUGUCAAAUUCUCCCAGUACUUCUUUGAAGCACCCAUCUUCACGAUACCAGGCCGCACAUUUCCUGUGGAGAUCCUCUACACGAAAGAGCCGGAAACAGACUAUCUGGAUGCAUCGCUCAUUACGGUCAUGCAGAUCCACCUGACAGAGCCGCCAGGUGAUAUCCUGCUCUUCCUCACUGGCCAGGAAGAGAUUGACACCGCCUGUGAAAUCCUCUACGAGCGGAUGAAAUCCCUGGGGCCGGAAGUCCCCGAGUUGAUCAUUCUUCCCGUUUAUUCUGCGCUCCCGAGCGAAAUGCAGACCAGGAUUUUUGAGCCAGCACCACCGGGCUCGAGGAAGGUGGUGAUUGCAACAAAUAUUGCGGAGACAUCCCUCACAAUUGAUGGUAUUUACUACGUGGUCGACCCCGGAUUUGUGAAGCAGAAUGUCUACAACCCAAAGACUGGGAUGGACUCCUUGGUGGUUACACCCAUUUCUCAGGCCCAGGCAAAACAGAGGGCAGGGCGUGCCGGCCGUACAGGGCCAGGGAAAACGUACCGCCUGUACACGGAGCGGGCAUACAGGGACGAGAUGUUGACCACCCCUGUUCCCGAGAUCCAGCGCACCAACCUGGCUUCCACCGUACUCCAGCUCAAGGCUAUGGGCAUCAACGACCUGCUCUCUUUCGACUUUAUGGAUGCUCCCCCAACGGAGACACUGAUCAUGGCCUUGGAACAACUGCAUUCCCUGAGUGCAUUGGACAACGAAGGUCUUCUGACACGCCUUGGCCGAAGGAUGGCUGAAUUCCCAUUGAGUCCCAACCUGGCCAAGAUGCUCAUCAUGUCAGUCCACUUGGGAUGCAGCGAAGAGAUACUCACCGUGGUCUCCAUGCUUUCCGUGCAGAACGUCUUCUACAGACCUAAGGACAAGCAAGCACUUGCAGACCAAAAGAAGGCUAAAUUCAACCAAGCUGAGGGUGACCACCUGACCUUACUGGCUGUCUACAAUUCCUGGAAAAACAACAAGUUCUCCAAUGCCUGGUGCUACGAAAACUUUGUGCAGAUUCGAACCCUGAAGAGGGCCCAGGACGUCCGCAAGCAGCUCUUAGGCAUAAUGGACAGGCACAAGCUGGAUGUUGUGUCAUGUGGCAAGAACACCGCUCGCGUGCAGAAGGCCAUCUGCAGCGGCUUCUUCCGCAACGCUGCCAAGAAAGAUCCGCAGGAGGGCUAUCGAACUCUGGUCGACGGACAGGUGGUCUACAUCCAUCCCUCCAGUGCCCUCUUCAACAGACAGCCCGAAUGGGUGGUCUACUACGAACUGGUGCUGACAACAAAGGAGUACAUGCGUGAGGUGACCACCAUAGACCCCAAGUGGCUGGUGGAGUUCGCGGCUUCCUUCUUCCGCUUUGCCGACCCCACCAAGCUGAGCAAACACAAGAAGCAGCUGCGCCUGGAACCCCUGUACAACAAAUACGAGGAGCCCAACGCAUGGAGAAUAUCGAGAGUACGUCGCAGACGCAACUAGUACCUUUCCCUUUUUUUAUCUUGGGGACUGCCAUGUAAAAUAAAGUGUAAAUAUCGAGCGUA